Cuscuta campestris is the source of this 2421-nucleotide messenger RNA. The record is from the annotation of a GenBank genome assembly. NCBI's taxonomy places the organism in Eukaryota, Viridiplantae, Streptophyta, Magnoliopsida, Solanales, Convolvulaceae.
CUCCCCCCUGCAGACGGAAGCAGAGAGAGAGAGAGAGAGAGAACCAAAUCCGAAGCCAUAUCGGAUUCAAACGCUUCACUUUCCAACAUAAAGAUUCAUUAGUUUAAUCCACUAUAUCCAUCGUUUUUGUUCUUGUGUUCGAUCGCCCGAAUCGGUGUGCUCCAUCCAAUUCAUUCAUAUAAUCAACGAGCUCGAUCAUAUUCUGCAAGAGCUGUGCUAGGGUUUCGUUAGGGUUCUGAGUUUUUGUUUUCUUGUUCGAUGGAUUCUGAUGAUAAUAUGCACGAUGCUAAUGACGUUGAGUCUGUAGACGAGGAUUUCUACAGCGAUGGCGAAGGUUAUGGCUAUGGCUAUGACUAUGGGGAAGCCACAGGCGACAGUGAUGAAGAUGCUGACGACAUAGACAACGAGCCCGAAGCCAUCGAUGAUCCCACCCUCAGUCGUUCUCAGAAAAGCUACUCCGUUUUGGAAGAAGAAGACAUACACAAACGUCAAGAGGAUGAUAUAAAUAGAAUUUCAGCUCUUCUUUCCAUAUCGAGGGUAGCAGCAUGUAUACUGUUGCGCCAUUGUAAUUGGAGUGUGAACAAGGUGCACGAAGAAUGGUUCUCUGACGAGGAAAGAGCCCGAAAAAGUGCUGGCUUGUUGGAAAAUCCUGUUAUUCAACUUUCCAGGGUUAAGGAAAUUGUAUGUGGCAUAUGUUUUGAUAGAUUUCCUUAUGACGUGAUGGUUAGUGUUGCAUGCGGUCAUCCCUUUUGUUCUACAUGUUGGACAGCUUACAUUAGCACAUCAAUCAAUGAUGGCCCUGGGUGUUUAAUGCUGAGAUGUCCUGAUCCAUCCUGUGCUGCUGCUGUUGGUCAAGAUAUGAUUGAUCUGUUGGCAGUAGAGGAGGAUAAGGAGAAGUAUUACCGUUACCUACUUAGAUCAUAUGUAGAAGACAAUAGAAAGACAAAGUGGUGUCCUGCCCCUGGUUGUGAUGCAGCAAUUGAAUAUAUUCUUGGAAGUGGGAGCUAUGAUGUCACAUGCAGUUGUGCAUACAGCUUUUGCUGGAAUUGCACGGAGGAAGCUCAUCGACCUGUAGAUUGUGACACUGUUUCCAAGUGGAUUCUGAAAAACAGUGCCGAGUCUGAGAACAUGAAUUGGAUUUUAGCCAAUUCAAAGCCUUGUCCAAAGUGCAAGCGACCAAUUGAAAAGAACCAUGGCUGUAUGCACAUGACAUGUACCACACCCUGUAAAUUUGAGUUUUGCUGGUUAUGCCUUGGUGCAUGGUCGGAUCAUGGUGAGAGAACAGGCGGGUUUUAUGCAUGCAACCGUUAUGAAGCCGCAAAGCAGGAGGGACUGUAUGAUGAGACUGAGAGGAGAAGAGAGAUGGCCAAAAACUCUCUGGAAAGAUACACUCAUUAUUAUGAGCGGUGGGCUACAAACCAAUCGUCAAGGCAAAAAGCUCAGUCAGAUUUGCUUCAAAUGCAAGAAGUGCAUCUUGUCAAGCUUAGUGAAAUACAAUGCGAACCUGAGACACAAUUGAAGUUCAUUAUCGAAGCCUGGCAACAAAUAGUUGAAUGCCGAAGAGUGCUAAAGUGGACAUAUGCAUAUGGAUACUAUCUUCCUGAGGCGGAGAAAGCAAAGAGGCAGUUCUUUGAGUACUUGCAAGGUGAGGCCGAGGCUGGUUUAGAGAGGCUUCAUCAAUGUGCUGAGAAAGAACUUAAUGGUUUUCUCAACUCACUUGGCCCUUCAAAGGAUUUUAACGAUUUCCGCACAAAGCUUGCUGACCUGACUAGUGUGACACGCAAUUACUUCGAGAAUCUUGUUAGGGCAUUGGAAAAUGGUCUGUCUGAUGUAGACGCACAAGGAGAAGGCUGUAGCAAGACAUGCUCUAAAAACGCUGCCGGGAACAAGGCUAAAGGAGGGGGCCGAGGAAAAAGAGGUUCAAGCAAAACCAUAGAUGAUUCCGGUGGCUGGGCGUGCGACCAAUGCACAUACAUGAACCCCAAGUCUGCUGCCACUGCCUGUCAAAUGUGCCACAUACAUCGGCGAUGAUUACACCACGGUCUGGUCUCCUUCCUUCUCCCUCCCCUCCCUUGAACAUACAAAUCCAGUGCUAUUUAUAAAUUAGGGAUGGAGCCGGCUGCAUAUUAUUUUGGGAAAGAAAAUGCACAAAAGAGCCAUAGGAAAGGUUUCGCUAAACAACACGUUUUGCGGGCAUCUUAUUUAUGGUAUCUGUAAUUGCUGUAAAUAGAUUUGAAGUGUCUUUACGAAGGAGGGGUGGCUGUUGAUUCUUAGAAGUUUGUUUUCUUUUGGGAAGUUUUGGGUUCUUGCGUACUCUGCAUAAUGUGGAGGGUAUGUAUGGAUUCUGAAUUACAUCUCCCAAGUCCUCAAAAACCAUUGUUUAUGAUACACUUCAUUACCUAAUGAAAUACUUUCGUUUGU